AUGCUUCCUCUUCGUUCGUUUCUCGUUUCCGUUUUUGCCUUUUUUCUAUCUAUUUGCAUCCCCUCCUUUGUCUUUGCCCAAGAUGCUUCCACCAUCAUCUCUUCCUCGACCUCUUCUACUACCUACAGAGCUUUACCAACUCCUUCCGUCGCUACUCUUGGAAUCCCACAAACUCCUUCCGACCAAGAGCCUUAUCGUGGUUCCAACUGUCCUGGCUAUCGCGCCUUGAAUGUAUCCGAAUCUUCCAGCGGGGUGCUUGCUAUUCUUGCUCUUCGCGGUCCUCCUUGUUAUGCUUACGGAAAUGACUACUCCCAUCUACUUUUAAAUGUCUCCUACGACACAGUAGACCGGAUCCAUAUUUCCAUUUCCGAUCUUCAAGGCAAACAGUUUCGUUUUACCAACCGCUCUGACGUUUGGGAUGCUCCUCUCUAUCAUGAUUUGACUCAUCCUUCCAAUCGUUCUUACUCCUUCUUCUACAACUCUGAUCCAUUUGAGUUUUGGGUUGUCAGAACUACUGAUAAUGAAGUCUUGUUUGACUCUCGUGGCCAUCCCCUUAUUUUCCAAGAUCAAUACAUCGAACUCACCACCAACAUGGUCGAAAACUAUAAUCUUUAUGGCCUUGCAGAGACCGUUCAUGGUCUUCGUCUCGGUAAUAAUCUAACUAGAACCUUCUGGGCUAACGGUGACCCUACCCCUCUUGAUCAUAAUGCCUAUGGUACUCACCCAUUUUACUUGGAACAAAGAUACAGCCCUGACCGGAAUGCUUCUUCUGGAAAUCAAACCGAAUACCAUUCUUCUUCCCAUGGCGUCCUCAUGCUUACCGCGAACGGCAUGGAAGUCCAAUUGCGUCCAAACUACUUACAAUACCGUAUGAUUGGUGGCGUAAUCGAUUUAUACAUUUACAUCGGAGGUUCUGACGAUCCUAAAAAAACGGUUUCCCAGUUCGUAAAGUCUAUCGGAACACCGUCCAUGCAGCAAUACUGGACUCUCGGGUUUCAUAUUAGCAGGUGGGGUUAUUCUAAUGUCUCUGAUAUUUUGGAUGUCCGUAAAGGAUUUUCCGAUUUUCAAAUCCCUGUCGAUACAUUUUGGAAUGAUCUUGACUACAUGUAUAUGUAUAGAGAUUUUACGGUUGAUCCAAUUUCCUAUUCCAAAGACAGCAUGAUCGAUUUUUUCAAAUCCAUAGAGUCCACCCACCAACACUAUGUUCCCAUUAUCGAUGCCGCUAUAUAUGCUGCCAAUCCUAACAACAAAAGUGACGAUUCCUACUACCCAUAUUAUAAAGGAAUCGAGGAUGACGUCUUUAUAAAAAAUCCAAACGGAUCCAUUUACGUGGGAAACGUUUGGCCUGGUUAUACAGUAUUCCCCGAUUUCACAAAUCCUGCAAGCAGUACGUACUGGAAAGAUUGCCUUCUUAAUCUUACUCACGACUUUGGGGCAAAUUCUACUUCAUUCCCUACAUAUACUGGUUUAUGGAUUGAUAUGAAUGAGCCAACUUCAUUUUGCGUUGGUUCAUGUGGUUCAGGUCGCUUGGAUGAAAAUCCAGUGCACGUCGCCUUCGUUCUGGAAGGCGAGACAAACAACGUUGUUUACACAUAUCCAGAAGGUUUUAACAUCACCAAUGCUACUGAAUAUUCGUCCAUUUACACAUCUUCUCUCUCUCAAUAUCAUGCUACUGCUACCUCAAGUUUAGAGAUAGUUAAGGCCUCGCCUACUCCCAUGAAUGUCAAGCCGGAGUAUAAUAUAAAUAAUCCGCCAUAUGCACUCAGCAUCGAACAAGGUAAUGGUGAUUUGGCCAAUGAAGGACUCAGUACAAAUGCUACUUACUUUGAUGGUACCGUAAGAUAUAACCUAUUUAAUAUAUACGGUUAUGGAAUGGCAAAAGCAACUUACGGUGCUUUAUCUUCCAUCUACGAGAAUAAGCGACCUUUUAUUUUAAGUCGCUCCACCUUCUUGUCUUCUGGAAGAUAUGCUGCUCAUUGGUUGGGCGAUAAUUAUUCUUUGUGGUCAAACAUGUUCUUUUCCAUUCCCGGCAUGCUUACAUUCAACAUGCUCGGUCUUCCAAUGGUUGGUGCUGAUGCUUGCGGUUUUAUGGGUAAUACUGAUGAGGACCUAUGUUCGCGAUGGAUGGCUAUGGCGGCAUUUUCUCCAUUUUUCAGAAAUCACAAUAGCUUAGGUUCUAUAUCUCAAGAACCUUACAGAUGGGAAUCUGUCGCCGAAUCUUCUAGGAGAGCUAUGAGCAUUCGCUAUUCUCUGCUGCCUUAUUGGUACACUUUGAUGAAAGACGCUCAUAGUGACGGAUUCCCAAUGUUACGAGCAUUGUUUUUUGAAUUUCCAAAUGAGAAAAAUUUAGCCGCUGUUGAUAGACAGUUCAUGGUCGGUGACGCACUAUUGAUUACACCAGUACUUGAACCAAACGUUAGUCACGUUCAAGGAGUUUUCCCUGGUAACAGCAGUACGAAAUGGUAUGAUUGGUACAAUCAUACAGUUAUUGAAAGACAACCUGGUGAAAAUGUUACACUGUAUGCUCCCUUGGAGCAUAUUAAUGUCGCAAUUCGAGGUGGAAAGAUUAUCCCCCUCCAAGUGCCGGCUCUCACAACUUAUGAGACGCGCCAAAACCCGUUCAAUCUUUUAGUUGCUCUCGAUUCUAACGAAUUUUCAGAGGGAACAAUGUACACUGAUGACGGUGAAUCCAUCACUCAAAACAGCACUUUGACAACCAAAUUCCUUUGUAGUUCUAAUCGACUGUCAAUCUCAUCAGUUGGUGAUUAUCAUGUGCAGAAUCCCUUGGCUAAUGUUACUGUGCUUGGUCUCUCCCAAGCACCCAACAAAGUUAAGAUUCAAAACAGUGAAAUUCACACCUUUUCCUAUAUAAAUGCAACAAGGGAACUUGUUAUUACUAAUUUGGAGAAUUAUACCAUGAACGGUGCUUUUUCAUCCAAUUGGACGAUUUCAUGGUAA
Molecule: messenger RNA, 2958 nt
Organism: Schizosaccharomyces octosporus yFS286
Lineage: Eukaryota; Fungi; Ascomycota; Schizosaccharomycetes; Schizosaccharomycetales; Schizosaccharomycetaceae
Product: alpha-glucosidase
Exons: 1
Coding region: 1-2958 (985 amino acids)
Biological process (GO): carbohydrate metabolic process
Molecular function (GO): hydrolase activity, hydrolyzing O-glycosyl compounds; carbohydrate binding
Source: RefSeq, a predicted model, not a curated record